Messenger RNA from Trichoplax adhaerens, 659 nucleotides. RefSeq lists its product as hypothetical. The transcript is spliced from 5 exons. The record is from RefSeq and is a predicted model, not a curated record. The coding region runs from base 1 to 654 and encodes 217 amino acids. Lineage: Eukaryota; Metazoa; Placozoa; Uniplacotomia; Trichoplacea; Trichoplacidae.
AUGCCUGCAUGCCUAGUUCUCUUUGCACUCAUUCCAGUAAUCUACAGUCAGGCACCAAUUUUGCCUCGACCAGAUGGAUAUGUUUAUCAUAAUGGGAGUCCGGAAGCUCCUAUCCAUAUGGAAGCUUUUAUCGAUCUUGCUUGUCCAGAUUGUAAAACCGCCUGGCCUAUACUUAAAAAACUGGCAGACAGCUAUGGCCCAAAUAAAUUACGCAUGACAUUUCACAUUAAUCCCCUAGUUUAUCAUAGACAAGCCUAUUACGCAGCUAUGGGUGUUCGCGCACUUGUCGCAGCGAAUGUAUCAGUACAUGAUUUGUUUAACUACAUGGAUGCUGUGUUUAAAAACCAGUCUGAAUUUUAUAACAAACCAACUUUGAAAAUGUCAGGGCUACAAGUUAUACAGGCCUACGCAAAAUUAGCUCAUAAAGCUGCCGGAAUAAGUGCUAUGAAAUUCGCAAAUGCCUUGCAAAAUAGUGGCAUUGAUCAUACCACAAGGCUGAGUAGCAAACUGGCUUGGGAACGUGGCGUAACAGGAACACCGAGUUUUUUUAUAAACGGUAUCAGAGUGAUCGGUCAAUCAAAUUGGACAGUUAAGCAAUGGAAAAAAGUUAUAGACCCUUUACUGAAGACAAAGUUUCCUCGCUUAGAAUUGUAAUCUCU